CGUCGCGGAGAACGCACGCGUGUCACCACAAUGACAAUACUUAACGCAUAACAGGUGUUUGUGAAAAAAAGAUAGUUAUAAAACAUUCUAAAACAAAAAGGCAAAGACAUAGAUCCGUUUAGAUUAACUUUUUUUGUAGUUUGUUCGUAUUACAAAAGUGCGCAAGUGCCUAAUAAUAAUUAUAAUGUUACCAGGUGUACAAGUGUAGAUAAGUGUAACAAGUGUAAGUGACAAUAAGUGUACCAAGUGUUUAUUUUAAUGAUGAGUUAGUUGUAAAGUGCCGUCAUGUAUCGGCCCAACUUUUACGAGAGCACGUGCUUUCGUUGCAAUGAGAUCGUAUAUCAGGUGGACCGCGUUGGCCCACUCAAGGACUUUACAUUCUUUCAUAGUGGCUGUUUCAAGUGUGCGGUAUGCGGCACCAAGUUAACUUUGAAAACAUACUACAACAACCAGCACUGGACAGAGGACAAAGAAGUGUACUGCUCGAGCCACGUGCCUAAGAUCGGGCCGGGCCACCUUGACAACUCAUCCGUCGGCAUCCGCAGCGCCCUAAACGUGCCGCGCACCAACAACUACGUCAACGAACAGAUACGCGGACACGCGCGCAAUUCACACGACAAUGAUUAUAAUCUUUCAAGAGGAGAUGUUUAUGUAUCACCAACCCGAGCCACAAACGGCGGCAGCGUGCAUGCGUCUCCCGCGCGCGACGUGUCACGCGAACCCGACUACCAGUACGGCCGCUUCGACGCCAGCGCUCUGCACAUCGCGCACGCACUCAAGCAAACAGAGCUGCAGAAAGCCUACCACAGGCCUAAAGAGAAACCCAUCGACUGCUAUUUGGAUCGAGAUGAACAAACCAAACUUGAGAUGAAACACCGGCAAGAGGAAGAUGACUUGUAUAGGAAGUUCUCGAAGCAUCGCGAAGAAGAAAACAGAAGAAUACGAGAUGAGAUUCAGGACGAAUGGGAACGAGAAUUAGAACGGCUAACAUUAAGGUUUCAACAAGAAAUGCAAGUGAAGAAGCGAAGACCGGACUCGGAGAUUGGAGCACUCACACUGCGGCACCAGCAGGAGAGAGCUGAUCUCGAAAAGAAUAUGACGCUAAGAAGAGAUAAGAAGAAAGAAAGUUUAACGAGAAAGAUGUUGGAACAUGAAAGAGCGGCGACCGCAGCAUUAGUGGAAAAGCAGAGCCACGAGAUGAUGGAACUGAUCCAAGAGCGACGGUCAGAGUAUAUGGCGGCCAGCUCGUUGUACGUGGACGGCGAAGAGGCGCCCCCGUACCCAGCGCGCGCGCCCGCCCCUCAGCCACCGCUCGUCUCCAAGUUCCAUAUAUACACAGACCCCGCAGAGUUCGCGGAUGUUGAUAAAAUAGCUAUAUCAGUGGCACAAGAAGACCAAAAGACAUUCACAGAUCUGGUGCGGCAGCUCGUGGGCCGUUGUGCCACCGACGUGGAGAAGGCGAGGACCAUCUUCCGCUGGAUCACCGUCAAGAACCUCAACAACAUACAGUUCGACGAUAACCUCAGAGGCGACUCACCCCUCGGACUGCUCAGAGGCAUCAAACACGGCACAGAAAGUUACCACGUACUCUUUAAGAGAUUGUGCAGCUACGCCGGUCUCCACUGCGUAGUAAUAAAAGGCUACAGUAAAUCAGCGGGAUAUCAGCCGGGAGUCCGCUUCGAAGAUAACCGCUUCCGUAACUCUUGGAACGCGGUGUACGUGGCGGGGGCGUGGCGCUUCGUGCAGUGUAACUGGGGCGCGCGGCAUCUCGUCAACGCUAAGGAUGCACCGCGUCCAGGCAGCCGCGGCAAACAGGAUAGUCUUAGAUACGAGUACGACGACCACUACUUCCUGACGGACCCGCGUGAGUUUAUCUACGAGUUCUUCCCGCUGCAGCCAGACUGGCAGCUUCUCAAGACGCCCGUCACGCUGCACGACUUCGAGGAGUUGCCGUUUGUGCGCUCGCUCUUCUUCCGCUACGGACUCUACUUUAGCGACCCCAACACCAAGGCGGUCAUGUACACCGACUCCACAGGUGCGGCGACUAUGCGCAUAGCCAUGCCGGCACACAUGCAAAGCUCCCUCAUCUUCCACUACAACCUCAAGUUCUAUGACACAGAGGGCGACGGCUUCGACGGGGUCAGUCUUAAGAGAUUCGUCAUGCAGUCGGUGGUCGGUAACGUGGUAUCGUUCCGCGUGCAUGCGCCAUGCAGUGGGGCCUUUCUGCUGGACAUCUUCGCGAACGCUGUAACGCCGCGAGAAUACCUCACAGGCGAGCCCAUGAAAUUCAAGAGCGUCUGCAAAUUCAAGAUCUGCUGUGCGGAACUACAAACAGUUAUGGUGCCGCUGCCGGAUUGUGCAAGCGGAGAAUGGGGACCUACCAAAGCUACCAGACUCUUCGGUUUGGUUCCGAUCACACACCAGGAGGCGCUAGUGUUCGCUGGUCGAGAGUUAGAAUUGCAGUUCCGCAUGUCUCGGCCGCUCGCAGACUUCAUGGCGACGCUGCAUAAGAACGGCGUGGACGAGAAGCGACUCGGCAAGUUCGUGCAUCAGGCGGUCUCAGACGACGUCGUUACCUUUUACAUCACAUUCCCUGAAGAAGGUCAAUACGGUUUGGACAUUUACACACGAGAACGCGGCAGCUCUGGUCUGCAACAGAAUGGGUCUACGGAGAAAGAAAAACAUCUUCUCACGCACUGCUGCAAAUACCUCAUCAACAGUAGCAAAAGAAAUUGACAAUAAUAUGUUAAUAACAUAACACAUUGUUCUAGGUUAGAGACGAAACGCGACACUAUAAAGUAACGUACGGCUUCUUGACAUAAUUAUUUAUGUCGCAUUUCGUGUAUCUAGAACAACGAAUAACAUAUUUUGAAAUAAAACUUAAAGACAUACUCAGAGCCAUUAAUUCAUCACUAACUGAGUCUCUAACUGUAGAUUUAAUAUGUGAAAUCUACAUUAAGUUCUUCGUAACUUUGAGUAUGGCAAUAAGAUGUUACAGUUAAAGUCAAUAAGAAAAUAUUUUUUGCAUAAAACGGAACGUUUUCAAACUCAAAACUCAGGAUGGACGUCAAUUGACACAGUAAAUAAAACAGCAUUAAGAAAAUAUAAAACUAUAUAUUAUCUGUAAAAGUGAAUACGAAAAUAUAUUUUUUUCACUGCCAUUAAAGUCAAAUUAUUAACACCAAUUUAUAGAUUUUUAAAAAGAAUUAUAUUAAAAUUGUAUACUUUAUCCAUAUUAUUUAGAACAGAGAAAUAGUUGUUAUACGAACAAAAUCAAUGAUUUAUAUUGAGUUAUAUUUUUAAAAUAUUUUAAGUUCGUGGUUGUGCUGAAGCAAUGUAAUUGCUUUAUUUGCUAAGAUUUUAUUUACAUUUAAUAUUGUAUAAAAUAUAUCUAACAUACAGGGUGUCCCAAAAGGUUACGUACAUAG
Papilio xuthus (Asian swallowtail) is the source of this 3428-nucleotide messenger RNA. It is a transcript of the gene Hil, whose product is annotated as peptidase hillarin. Bases 286 to 2736 code for a protein of 816 amino acids. The transcript is spliced from 16 exons. NCBI's taxonomy places the organism in Eukaryota, Metazoa, Arthropoda, Insecta, Lepidoptera, Papilionidae. The record is from RefSeq and is a predicted model, not a curated record.